AUGGCGUCAAAAUACCCAUGGUAUUUGGGUGAGAGCGAAGCUAUGGAGGAGGACCAACAACCUCUGCUGCAGGAGUCACCCAUACCCUUCGUCAGGAACAGCCACCUCAGGAUCACCAAACGCCACCAGCUUCAAGGUCACGAUUCGGCGAGGAAUUCACAAUCUUUUACUUAUGGAAAUCAUCGUCCACCAAAUCUGCUGCCACGCAAUGGAUCUCAACGCAAUGCCAAUUUUUUCACCAUCUCAAGUGCUGGGGGUCACCAGUUGCCGCAAGAUUUCUCUCGUUCUAACACCAACUCCAAAGAUUCUUGGAGUCAACUGCUGCCUGCAACACUCCCGCCUCCACAGCGUAAGGUAACCUCACCCUCCAACAGCCUUCCGUCACGGUCACCUACUCCUGGCAAUGACUCCCGGAAAGACCUCAAGCAUUGGUUUAGGAAGGGGAACUCACAGUCUCCUAGUCGAAAAGUGACGCCCUCCAGCGAGGAAUCCAGCACAUACCUUGAACCCUCUAAGGUCUCCCAGACUAGUAAUAACUCUGGAAGCAGUUCUAGGGGAUUUUUCGGCAGGUUGCAGAGGUCUCUCACUCCCUCCCCUCACCGAACUGCCUCACAACCUUCUUCCACAACUUAUAGGAGAUCUCUUCACCCAUCCGACACCCAUUCAGAAUGUAGCUUUAGAAGAUGUGGAAGUCUACCCAUACCGAAAACACAACCCGUAAGCAACUCUAACUUGUAUCUUCAGCCUCGAGUGAGUAAGGACACUUCCCCGUCGAAAGAAAGGCUGUCAAGAUCCACCUCUGAGAAAGUGAGGCCCUCUAACCCCUGGGGAGAAGGUUCAUAUAUGCUGUGGCCGCUAAAACCUUACACCGAGACCGAUUUACAGACGAACAAAAGCCAACAUCAUGGCGGCAAUAACUCGGCACACACAACCCUCAACAGGGGCAGAAAGGAAGACGGCCAGCGGAGAGCAGUACCUCGGCAAGCAGGUGUGGCGACGAUUUCUACGGUGUUGCCAGCAGAAGAACAAGAUCCUCACUCUCUGGAGAAGGAAGAGGAGGAAGAGGACCGCCCAGGAUCAAGGUGUAGUCUAUCCUCGAGGCCACGACUACAAGGUAUCCACAGCCAACCUUUCGGGACCAACUCAGAUGUGAAUCGUGCGCUGGUGCAGGAGUCCAGACUGUACCUCCCAGUCAACGACGGCGUACCGUCCUCAGACCUCCCUCAAACCUUACCGAGACCGCUAAGGAAAUCCACAGACUUGAGCAGCGGCAGCAGCAGCAACAGCGGCAGUAGCAACAGUAGUGAAAGCAGCAGCAGUAACUGCAGUAGUAGUGACAGCAACUCCUUCAGCCGGCAGAGGAGGUAUUCUGGAUCACCAAGAGACAAUCUCUCCUCUAUUUACGAGAUCCCCGAGAGCUCGAGAAGUAUUAGUUUGUAUCGGAAGAGCUCCAUCGCCUCCUCGGACGCUGAACCUUACGUCUUAGAGUACAUCGAUGACCGGCUGGACGCUGCUGCUGAACAGUCCUCUAAGGCGGUGGACCCGCACCGUGACCACUUCUCUUUUCUAAUAGAAAAUGAUACCGAAUAUAUUGGAUGCCUUCAGGAUAUGUUAAGGAUCUAUGGGGCCAUGUGUGGAGAAACACCAUCACAUAUACGACAACAUUUUGAUGUUUUCUUUAAACAAAUGGAAGUGAUAUAUCAGUUUCAAAUUGUGUUACACGCAGAGUUAAGAGACACUAAGGGAGACUUGACGAAGCUGGCGAAGGUGUUCAAAGACGAGCAGUUCCAGGCUUACAGCCGUUAUAUGACGAUGACGCCAAAUGUUCAGAAAGACUUUCAGAGACAUGCUUCUUAUUUCAGUGAACAUUUUCCUGACUUGAAGAGAAAUAUACUUAAGCCUUCCUUGAGGAUCAACUUCUAUGUUAUGCUUCUAGACAGCUUCAGGAAACAAGCGUCGGAAAAGGAGAAGUCAGACCUAAAUUCCGCUAUCGAGUUCCUGAACCAACUGAAGCGUAAAGCUAACACCCUCAUGACUAUCGCCAACGUCACCAGCAGCCCCGUCGACCUGCGACUGGGAGGCGACGUCCUGAAAAUUGGGGACCUCUUCUGCUUGAGUGGCGGCUGCCUCCAGAAGAGAAAAUACUACAUAAUAUUGUUCGAGAACUUACUGGUCAUUACCUCCUCCAAGAUGGAGUUCUUUAAGUACAAAAUACAUUACCGUGCUGAGAGGCUGGAACAGGUGGAGGCCGCCGGGGAGACUGAGGUACUGCUGCAGGUGCUGACGGAGGAACAGUCCCACCGAGUCACCAUGAGAUUCAAAGCAAAGAAUUCCUCCCUCAGAGAUCAGUGGGUUAGUGAGCUGCAGAAGAUUGUACAGCAGAACACAACUCUCAAACAGAGGGAGUGUCACACUCUGGCGACAAAGGAGCAGUCUCAGCUAUUCCCUUUGGACCUGUACACAGUGUACCCACAGCUUCACAACACCAUGGCACAGCACGACACGUUAAGCACACCUGGGUCAUUCUCAACAGAAGAGAUUUGCCAACAACUCGUCUCUCAGGAGAAGACGUAUGUAAGUCAGUUGUCGUCUCUCCUUAACCCCGAUGCUCUCUCCCCAGCAGAAAGUCUGUGUAUUCUCCUAGGGAAGUUAUAUACACUACACAGCAGAAAUAUUCUCCCUUCUCUAGACAAGCCACAUUCUCUACGGGAAAUUUUAAACUGCUUCUUAGAAAACCUCGAGUUGUUUGACGUCUACAUCGACUAUCUUGUUAUCCGCUGCCAGAUGACCACACAGCUGGACCAGGGCACGGAGGCCAGACUCUACAUCUCGCCCGUUCAGCACCUCAUCUUCUACCUCAUUUGGCUGCGGGAGUUGUGCCGGAAUCCAACCUUCCGGGAAGACGCUGAGACAAUACUAAAACAUUUCCAGAGUUGUGUAAGAAGAGCACAGAUGAGGCUACUGACGGAGGCCAUCAUCAACUGUCGGGUAGACUUCAUCAGGAGCGGUGACAUCAUCCGACACGACAAAAUGGAAGUGAGGACGAAGAAAAAAGGUCGUGGAGGAACUUACUUCGCGUUGCUCUUCAAGAAAAUCAUCAUCCUGACCAGACAAAGGCCUCCCCUCUACGAGUAUCUCUGGGAAAUCUGGCUGGACCAAGUCAACAUGGGUCCUCCCACCAACUCUGAUUUAACAUUUAAGUUGGAGGUUCGUCAGGGGGGAGGCAAGGAACCGGUCACUUAUGAGUUCCGGGCGUCCAGUGCGGCCACCAAGCAGGAGUGGCUCAAGUGUAUCCAGCAGCAAAUGUUGCAACAGGCGGAGCGCAUCAGAAAACAGAUAUCCACAGACUUCUGAAGGAGAUAUGGCGGCCAUUAACAACACUUAACAUCCUUACGUCCCACAGAAAUAUCGAGUCUUUCUUUCUGAUUCCCUUCUUCCUUCGCCAAGAGAUUCGGGUGUGUGUCGCCCCUCGGCCCAUCAGAGAACCUUACCUGAACUAUCAUCUCCUCCUUCAGCUCUCAACACCCACCCCUUCAGCUCCUCCUUCAGCUCUCAACACCCACCCCUUCAGGUCCUCCUUCGUCGACUCACUUUAACUUUCUCUCACCUCUCUAGACAAUUUUCUUUACUGGCCUGCUGACGGUGUGUACACUGCCUGGUCCGUCUGGGUGUAUUACUGACACUUGAAACAACCUCCUGACGGCAGCUACAGGGAGUAAAUCUUGGCAAGUCUGCUGUCAUGUACAGAACUUCCCUGACCAACUACUGACAUGUACUUCCCUAAACGGCUACUGACGUGAUGGGAGGAAAGGUCACCAUAUAUAAACCUGUACUUUCUGGACUAUGUUUGUUAUUGUUGACAAAGAUAAUCAUUUUAUUUAUUAAUACCUUAUAACUAGAUGAUGAUAAUAAAAGGUUAUAUUAUCAUUGUCGUGUAUGUAACCUUAUCGGGGCAGAAGUUAGGGGCGGAUGUCCCGUAGGAGUUAAAGGGACCCAAACUCAAGGGAGACACCCAGGAUGACCGGACAACUUACUAACUACACUGGCUAACUAUUGACUUUGCGAGGCCACACACACACACACACGAACUUACGACACACACAUGACUGCCUAAAUAACUUAAUUUU
This is a messenger RNA of Homarus americanus (American lobster), 4127 nucleotides long. RefSeq lists its product as uncharacterized. The coding region runs from base 1 to 3354 and encodes 1117 amino acids. Lineage: Eukaryota; Metazoa; Arthropoda; Malacostraca; Decapoda; Nephropidae. The record is from RefSeq and is a predicted model, not a curated record. Gene Ontology annotation, molecular function: guanyl-nucleotide exchange factor activity. The transcript is spliced from 6 exons.